AUGUCUACGGCAUGUGACUUCGUUGCGCUCCACACUGGACAGAAGAUGCCUCUCAUAGGACUGGGAACUUGGAAAAGUGAACGUGGCCAAGUGAAAGAAGCAGUGAAAUAUGCGCUGAGUGUGGGUUAUCGCCACAUCGAUUGCGCAGCAGCUUACAGCAAUGAAGUGGAGAUUGGUGAGGCUUUCCAGGAGUGCCUUGGGCCCAACAAGGUUAUUAAAAGAGAGGACCUGUUUGUAACAUCAAAGCUGUGGAAUACCAAGCACCACCCAGAAGACGUAGAACCAGCGCUAAGGAAGACACUUGGAGAUUUGAAACUGGAUUACCUGGACCUGUACCUCAUGCAUUGGCCUCAUGCCUUUGAACGAGGGGACAAUCUCUUCCCGAAGAAUCCUGAUAACACAAUGCGUUAUGAUUACACUGAUUACAAAGAUACCUGGAAGGCUAUGGAGAAGCUGGUAGAAAAAGGUCUUGUGAAAGCCAUUGGGCUGUCAAACUUCAACAGCCGUCAGAUCGAUGAUGUACUAAGUGUGGCUACUGUCAAACCAGCUGUGCUCCAGGUAGAAUGCCAUCCUUACCUAGCUCAGAAUGAGCUGAUAGCUCACUGCCAGAAACGAGGACUGGUUGUUACUGCCUACAGUCCCCUUGGUUCUCCAGAUCGCAUGUGGAAACACCCAGAUGAGCCUGUGCUUCUAGAAGAACCUGGGAUCAAAAAACUGGCAGAAAAAUACAGCAAGUCACCCGCACAGAUCAUCCUCAGAUGGCAAGUGCAGCGCAAAGUGGUUGCCAUUCCCAAGAGUGUCACUCCGGCUCGCAUUCAGCAGAAUCUCCAGGUGUUUGAUUUCAGCCUCACGGAAGAGGAGAUGAGCCACGUUCGAAGCCUGAAUAAAAACUGGCGUUACAUUGUGCCAAUGAUAACGGUGAAUGGAAAGCUAGUAGCAAGAGAUGCUGGACACCCAUAUUACCCCUUCAAUGACCCCUAUUAAGUGCUAGAAAAUAGAAUAACAUGCUCCUCUGUAUGCCUUUCCACGAAAUGAUUGUUGCCGCAAUUUGUCAAAAAAUCUAUCCAAGUAACACCUUCCUUCCUUAAUAGGUUUACUUACAAUGUACUGCUUCUAACUGACUUCUCGAUACUGUAGCUUCCAUGUCAAAGUUUGUGGAUUUAUUACAAUGACUGCAAGCUUGCUCCCGGAAG
Messenger RNA from Opisthocomus hoazin, 1193 nucleotides. NCBI's taxonomy places the organism in Eukaryota, Metazoa, Chordata, Aves, Opisthocomiformes, Opisthocomidae. The record is from RefSeq and is a predicted model, not a curated record.